AUGGAGCCAAAAGAUGUGGGCGGCGGUGUCCUCGGUGUCGUCGGCGGCGUCAUCGCCGCCAUCGGGCUGCUUGGCGCCUGCAUCAUGCUAGGCUUGCACGCCAAGCACCGAAUCGCGGCGGGGUCGCCGCCGAUCCUGACACCGUUCGAUGACGCGAUCGAAGCGUCGAUCACACGCCUUGAGUCGACGCUCCUUGGCUCCCAGCGCUCGUCGCAGCUCAUGGACGCCACGCACCCGCGCGCAUCUGUGAUUGUCGAAGCAUCGCCUGGGCAGCGGUCGUCGCUUGUAUUUGAGAGCUCGCGCGGGUCCAUUGGCGCCGACGCGACGCACCGCGGGAGCUACGGUGGCGUCGCGCUCCGCGUCCCAAGCCUCCUGGAUCACCCACCCGAGACGUACGAGAUGCGUCUCUCGAUCAUGGCCGCGCGGGCGUCGGAACCCGCCGUCGAUGCCUCUGGGAAGCCACUGCCCCGAGAGAUGACCUUUUAG
Messenger RNA from Saprolegnia parasitica CBS 223.65, 486 nucleotides. RefSeq lists its product as hypothetical. The record is from RefSeq and is a predicted model, not a curated record. The coding region runs from base 1 to 486 and encodes 161 amino acids. The transcript has 2 exons. Lineage: Eukaryota; Oomycota; Saprolegniomycetes; Saprolegniales; Saprolegniaceae.